Molecule: messenger RNA, 2535 nt
Organism: Chenopodium quinoa (quinoa)
Lineage: Eukaryota; Viridiplantae; Streptophyta; Magnoliopsida; Caryophyllales; Amaranthaceae
Product: leucine-rich repeat extensin-like protein 3
Exons: 2
Coding region: 1329-2279 (316 amino acids)
Source: RefSeq, a predicted model, not a curated record
GAAGAGAACAAAAAGCUUAUUACUCAACCCACCUCCCCUCCUUGGUUCCAUGCUUUUCACAUAACCUAAGUUAUGAGAAUUGUAAUUUACAAGUUUGAAUAUUUCAUGAAAUUUUCUAAGAUGAGAACAAAGCAAAAAAAAACGGGAACAUGAUGAGCUAAGUAUCAAUUGUGCUGAAAUUCUCUUGAUAGAUUAGAUACUAGAGAAUGACAAAGAAGGGGAAAAACAUAUACAUCAUUACAUACUUAGCUGCCAUGCUGCAUGUCUAGCCUCUUCCAACAGAUUCAAUCUUGUGCAAAUACCAUAGUUCACCAAUGCAGGCUAAGUUUCAACAAGUGCACUUGUCGAUUAGAAACACAACGUGAGACGUCGUGAGUUCGUGACCUUGUCCCUACCAACAGCAUCGCCAAAAGGUAUUUACAUCAUCAAAUUUACGUCGGUAAGCUAGCCAACAUACACAAACCAAUAACACAGUUCCACUAGACAUGUGUCGCAUGCAUUUCAUGUAAUAUGCACAUACUAUUCACAAAUCUCAGCAAUUCACUAGCAUUUCUUCCUAAUGAUUAACCAGCCAGCAAUUCUUCUUAAGGCAAAUACCCAUGUGCUGCUAUGCUGGCUAAAUUUGUCAACCUUGCUGACGACAAGUUCCAUUUAAUGCAGGACCUCCGCACAGCAGUAGACAGUUUCGUAGCAAUUACUUGCAUAUUUCUUCCUUACCAAAAAAAUUAUAAACCGCUAACUUGUAGGAAUUACGCGGUAAGCAGACCAGCACAAUGACAUUGCACAUUAUUCCCACAACUAAUUUUGCCAAGCAAACAAGUGCGUUAAUGAACUACGCUUAACACUUAACAGCAGUAGAUAGAUGAGCAUAUUCAAUGGCUCAAAUUCAAUAACCACGCAUGAUAUACUUAGUGGUAUUUAUAUAGAAAACAAAAAGACAAAUCCAAAACAAUCAAUCUAACUACCAAACAAAGGUUACAACUCCCUUACAAACACCCGUGAUUCCCUUUAACAAAAUUAUCAAAGAAAUGAUGAAUUUCAAGCCAUAUAAUCUUCCAAAUUGCCUCUUCACAUGACUUUGUUUGUAGUGAAUAAAAAAUUAAAAAUUGAACAUAAAAAAAGAGCAUCAUCUAUUGUGAUAACAAUCGACCCCACCAACAUAAACUCACGGGCAUAUUACUGCAGAAAAUAUAAAGGAUUAUCUACAAGUUAUAAAAAGUUAUGCCUCUGAUUCUUCAAAUCAUGGACUACUUAAUGUUUCUGUAUUUCUAACUGCUGGGAUGUUCUCUCAUUAGAACCUUCUAUCCUACAUUACUAUCACUUCCCCCAUGUCUCAUCCCAUGGAUAUAAUGUCUAGCUCUCUAUUCUUUGUGAUUUUCUUCGGUCACAUUCUCGUUCUUAUGGCUCAAUCCACGACGGCGCCCAUCAGCUCUCGCAUCACUGUGGUAGGUGCUGUUUACUGCGAUACUUGCCUCAACGAUGGUUUUUCAAAACACAGCUACUUCAUCCCAGGUGCCGAUGUACACAUACAAUGCAAAUUCAAUGCAAAAUCGCCAAAAACCGCGGAGAUGAUAAACUUCUCAGUUAACAGAACAACAGACAUACAUGGAGUAUACAAGUUGGAAAUACCUUCUGUUGAUGGAAUAGAUUGUGUAGAUGGUCCUCCGAUCCAGUCAUUCUGUCAGGCGAGUUUGCUGGGAAGCCCAUCUUCAGCCUGCAAUGUUCCAGCCCUGAAAACUACAACAACUGAAGUAUCAGUCAAAUCCAGAAAAGAGAAUCUUUGUGUUUACAGCUUCACUUCUCUGAGUUACAAACCGAGAAAAAAGAAUGAUAAAUUGUGCAGGAAACCAGAAAAAGUAAAAGAAUCAUCAAAUUCUGAUAGUUCAUCCAAGUCCUUGCUUCCACAUGAUUUCCCUUUACCAAAUCAAAGAACUUCUAAAUCACAAGCUGCAAACUUGCAAUCUUUCCCUUUCCCAUUUUCGCCUCCCUCUUUACCUUUUCCAUUCCCAUUUUCAAGUCCGCCAUCUUUACCCUUUCCAUUCUCAAGUCCGCCAUCUUUACCCUUUCCAUUUUCAAGUCCAGCUCCAUCUUUACCCUUUCCAUUCCCUCCAGUUCCUUCCCUCUUUCAACCGCCACCUCCACCAUCCUUUAGUCUAGGAGACCCAAGAACAUGGAUACCUCACAUCCCACUUACAUCUCCACCACCACCUGUAUUUGAUAUACGCGAUCCAAGAACUUGGACACCGAUAAUUCCUCCACUCACUCCAUCACAACCUUAGAAAACAGAAUCCAUGAAGUAGGAUUUUUGUUUUCCAGCUAUCAAAAAAUUAUUGCUUUAUAUUGUUCCUUGUUACACAGAUUGUGACUCAAAAUAUGAGUCUAUGAUGUACAGCAGGAAUUACAUAUAAAUAUUGUAAUGUAUUUGUGUCAAAUUACUACAGUCAAUAUAGCUCAUAGCCUCAUACAUUCAUUGAUUCACAACCUUUUAGCAAAGUGAUACCAAGGAAAAGAAAAGCAAUAUAUUAUGGCACUGAA